Molecule: messenger RNA, 1065 nt
Organism: Blepharisma stoltei
Lineage: Eukaryota; Ciliophora; Heterotrichea; Heterotrichida; Blepharismidae
Source: the annotation of a GenBank genome assembly
AUGUUCGAAGAGAUAUCUCCGAAAACUAAUAAAAGCCUCCUGAAAAACUCUUUUAUCGCCCUUUCAGUCAUCGGCUCAUUAUGCUUUGCAGCUUAUUUUAUCUCAUCUGCAAACAGCUCAGCAACUCCAGUAGAUUUCCAAUACAAUCUCGAGCUUGAAGAAUUCAGAUCCUUUGUCUCAAGAUACAACAAAAAUUAUAAGACUGAAGAGGAGUAUUACCAAAGACUCAGAAUUUUCAGAGAUAAUCUCAGCUACAUUCGCGUUUUUAACUCUCAAGGCCAAACUUGGUAUAUGGGGAUUAAUCAAUUUUCAGAUUUGACUCAUGAAGAAUUCAGCACAGCCCAUAAGAAAAAAGUGUCAGUACCAGAACGCUCAAUGUCUAAUGAAAAACCUGUUGCUGCCGCUUCAAAUCUUCAAAUUCCAAGUCAAGUAGAUUGGACUACUAAAGGUUGUGUAACUCCAGUUCAAAAUGAAGGAGAUUGUGGAAGUCCAUAUGCAUUUUCUGCUGUAGGUGCUAUAGAAAGCGCUUGGUGUAUUGCUGGACAUCAGCUUGUCCAGUUGUCUGUGCAAGAAAUUAUCGACUGCUCAGGACCGUUUGGGAACGAUGGCUGCAAUGGAGGGUGGAUGACAAAUACUUACAAUUUUGUGAUAAAGAAUGGAAUCACUAGCCAACAAAUUUAUCCAACAACUGGAAAUCAAGGAAAAUGCAACACAGCAAAAGAAAAGCAAGUUGUCGCGACUAUUUCAGGAUAUGCAAACGUAACUGCAAAUAAUGCUACAGCGUUAGAGACUGCUAUUGCUAUAGGUCCAGUUGCAGUGGCUGUUGAUGCAAUUGAAGCGGGUUGGAGGAAUUACAAAGGAGGGAUUAUUAGCAGCAACUGUGGACAUAGUAUUGAUCAUGCAGUACUUGCUGUGGGAUACAACUUGAAUAAUUCACCACCUUAUUACAAGUGCAAAAAUUCAUGGGGUGCUGAUUGGGGAGAAGCUGGAUAUGUUAGAAUUUCGAUUGCUGCUGGAGCUGGAACGUGUGGAAUUCAAAUAGAUUCGUCAUAUCCAAUAGUUUAA